Molecule: messenger RNA, 1350 nt
Organism: Glossina fuscipes
Lineage: Eukaryota; Metazoa; Arthropoda; Insecta; Diptera; Glossinidae
Product: post-GPI attachment to proteins factor 2-like
Exons: 5
Coding region: 273-1334 (353 amino acids)
Biological process (GO): GPI anchor biosynthetic process
Cellular component (GO): endoplasmic reticulum membrane; Golgi membrane
Source: RefSeq, a predicted model, not a curated record
AAACAAAAAUUAAUUAAUUCAAAUAGAAAAUGGAAUAGAUUAACGGUGCAAUAAAACUAAACGAACAUUAAUCAUUGAGAAGUAAUCUUUUUUUUUGUUUUUUGUUUUUUGUUUUUUUUUUUUUUGUUGAAAGGAAAACAUGAAAUGAAACCCUAAAUGCUAUAAACGUGGGUGUUAAGAAUGCGUGUAUGUGCGAAAAUUUUCUAUAACAAUUUUGUAACUGAAUAACAAAAAAAUUAACAUAGGUUUUAGUAAAGAAUUGCAAAUGAAAAAUGAGUGAAAGACGUGAUUCAAGUGUUAAACGUCGUGUUUCAAAUAAAAAUGAACCGAAAUCAGAAUCAAUAAAUAUAAGUAGUGAUAGCACCAAAUCAUUAGCUCCUGUUAAAAGCGGUGGUGAGGAAACGGAAGUACAUUUGCGUAACAUCAAAAGUACAAUCAGUCAAUCCAUUGUAGAUCCUUUGCAAGUGACGAAAGCAACAGCAACAGCAAUAGCAACAAUCUCUACACCAAUCGUAGAAAAUCCAAAUGAUGUACCGCUCGCCAUUUACUAUUUAGUGAAUUUUCAACAUGUUUGCAUAUUUACUGCACUCUUGCCACUCUUUACACUAUUUACGUGUUUUGUAACCGCAUACGUCUUCCAAUAUGAUGAAGUUCAUGAGACACAUUGUCGGGUUUAUAAUAUUGUGCCGUCGAUAAGUGCAAUUACGGGCGUUAGUCCUCAACGUUAUUUUUGGCGUUUCAGUAUCGCCUUACAUUUGGGACCGCGCAUACCGAUAGCAUUCAUAUACAAAAACUAUUAUCGCACAAUGUUAGAGAAAAUGCAAACCAAAAUGCAGACGGAACGCUUAGCUAAUAUAAACUCAAUGAUAACAAUGAUUUUAAUAUUAAAUUGCAUUGAAAUUGCUUCGCUGGGUGGUGUCACAUAUAUAUCAAAUCGUGAAAAUUAUCCUAUACAUGAGAAAAUUUUUAUAACUUUUAUGAUUUGUUCAUUAUGUCAUAUGCUGGCCACUAUUAAAUUGAAUGGCAUUUUACACGAGGAUCAUACCGAGCUGAGUCAGACCCAAAGAGAUUCAAUUAAAUGGAAGAAAAUACUCUUCGCUAUGUCUAUUAUUAGUACUGUGGGCCUGUUGAUAUUCUUUGCCAAACAUCGUUUCUAUUGCCACGACUUGGCUUUCAGUUGGUUUGCCUUCUUCGAAUAUUUAAUCGCUAUCGCCAAUAUGUUGUUUCAUUUUACGGUUAUAUGGGAUUUUCCCUGCCAACAUAUGCUGGUUGUACAAGCUACACGCACAAAAGUUGAAGAGAUUUUUCGAAGCUCCUCCCCGAAAAUGGAUUAAUCAAAACAUUAUUGAC